AUGGCAACUGCUUCUUUCGCCACCAUGGAAGCAGAUAUGGAUCGAGAUGAUAUUUCAAUAAUAUCAUCAACGUCAACAAGAACCACAACAUCCAUAGCAUUAUCAGUCCCACCACAACCAUUAUCGUCAUCGUCACUACCACCAAACGCGUCUUCUGCUACAGUAAAAAAAAUCACUGAGUAUUUAGAACUGGAAUGCAACGACAAGAGAGAAGAAAUUAUUUCAGAUUUAUUGAUAAAUGGUCGUCAAACACUUUACAAAUAUCAAGGAGAUUUAAUUCCUGAAGUUUUGCAGCAGGAAGAUGAUUAUCUAGCACAAAAUAAUAGUCCAUUAUUAAAACUACUUAAACAACACGCCAUUGAAACAUGGGAAACAUUGUUAUCAAAACAACCAAUAAUUAUGUCAUUUAUUAAUGAUGUAAAAAAUCAAAAUCCCGAACAUUUCGAUAAUGUACUGACACGGAUAUCAGAAUAUGGUACAACGUACACAAGAUCAUCAUCCAUUUUAUCUGUUGUAGUACAAUUGUUAUCCGAAAGUAUUGAUGAUGAAUGUUUGAUGAAAACAAAUGAUUUUAAUGAAUUAUGGAAUACAAUUACCAUUAAGGGUGUUAAAAGUAUGAUUAGAUUUGCUCAGCAUAUUCCUGAAGAAGAAUUAGAAGCACAAAUUAAUAAUAAAACGUCACCAUUAUAUUUAUCAUUACGAAUGUACUAUGACGAUGAAAUAAAAAAGCUAUUUAGUAAAUGCAAAAUUCCCAAUAGACAGAAUACAUUAUACGAUUUAGCAAUUGAUGCCAUUACAGAAAAAGGUUGGAUAGAAGGUAUUGAAUCGAUUAGAAAGAAAGUAACUGGAACACAUUACAAUAUGGUAUAUAAAGAAAUCUUGAAAAUAUUAGAACAUGCUUCAGACUUCGAAAACCGUCAGUCAUCAAAUAUUGAAAAUUCAGAUAAGCAAAAAUCGUGUGACGUCGGUGAUGUCUCCGUACCAAGCACAAUAACUUCCUCAACUAUUCAGUUGUCAGAGGCAACAAUUAUAGGUGAUCCUUCGACCUUACCAAAUACAAUCUCAUCUUCAAUGACGGCACCUGCUGCUACUCCUGGAAAUGCUUCUUCAACUACGACGACCACAGUACUUCCGGAAUUAGAUAUCAAACGUAACCGCGAGAUUGAAAUCAUUCUAAAUUGUAUUACCCCAAAUCGCUAUCAAUUAAAACAUCUCAUGGAAGCUGGUGAAUUAAAAUAUAUUGAUAAAAUUUUAAGUGAAAUAACGCACGAUAUCAUUAAUCAGUUUUACAAGAAGCAAACAACUUUUCCACAAUUUAUUGACGAAUGUUUAACUCCAGUAAUGUUUCUACUGAAGAGACAACAAAAUUUAGAUGAUUUUAUGUCAACGUUCUCGUUUAUUUACGAAAAAAUGAAAUGUGGAAUAACCUUAUCAUCUGAAGAACAAAUAUCCAGUUUAAGUUUACGUGCUUUUUUACAUAUACUAUUGAUGAAUAGCGAUACGUUCUUACGCCGCAUUAUCAUCUCCUUAAUUAGUAAACGUAAUCCAGUUCCAUUCGUUGAACCAAAUGUUGAAAAUUGGAAUGGUCAUGUUAAACAUGAGUUUAUGCCAGCAAUCGUACACGUUUGGAACUAUACACGUCCUACGAUUUUGUCUUUUGGAAUAGGUCCGUCACGAGGUAAAUCAUCAUUAUUAAAUGUCUUAUUUCAAUGUACAUUUGAACAAAAUGUUGAUAGUGCUUAUUUCGAUCAAGCAAUUGAUAUUGAUUUUGGCUAUUCAUUUAUACCUGAACGACCAUUAAAUAUAGCAGAUUGUCAUGGUCAAAUAUCGAAGAAUUUAUUGAAAAAAGUUUGUUCACUCUUCGAUGGAUUUUUUGUACAUAUUAAUCAAACUUAUUUUGAACAACAUCCAAAACUUGUAGCAGAAAUUCUAGAAAUCUUGCCACAUUACAAAUUUCAGUUAAUUUUUAUACGUGAUGUAACUACAAACUUCAAUAAACAGCAAUGUCAAAUGUCAAUUGAAUCGUUGAUGGAAGAGACUUCACCGUCAUACAAGGCACAAAUAUAUCCAUUGGUAAAUAUGUCAGAUACAAAUAAUCGUGAAAUACAGUUUAAAAUAAAAGGUUUACGUGAAUAUUUGCUUAAAGCUGUACAAGCUAACGUAGAUACCAUUAUUGACAAAGAACAGCUCUUACCUAAUUUAUAUAAGUUGCUAACGCCGGAAUAUGUGAGAUAUCUAAAACAAACGAAUCAAAUAGUUAAACCAUUAAAACAGCGUUUGUUAGAAAAAGACUUAGAUUCUCAAAAUCAAAAUAAUUUUCCAUUAUAUUUAACAUUCGUUGAAUUAUGUAAAUUACGACAACAACUGAAACGCAACGAUUUCUAUGGUGUUGAUAGUGAACGUCCAUUUAAUAUCAAUGUUGAGAUAUUUAAAUUACAAAGUGAAUUAACUCCCGAUGGAAAACAAAAUCGUGAUUGUGGCUCUGUAUUUAAAAUCUUUAUUGAAUUACUAAGAACAGAAAAUAUGUUGAUGACACUCAACAUUUUAGCAUCUGAAUUGAAACAAGAACUGCUAAAUCAAGGUCCCGAUAAACUUGCUGGAACAUUAUCGGUUGAAGAUGCCUUUCUUUCGCUAGAAGUUCUAUGGCGAAAUUGUAUAAUAUCUUAUGAUCAUACAUCAUGUGAUAAUCAACAGCUUAUUUUAAAUUCCUAUACCGAAUUCAUUAAAAAUGGUUUUCCGUUUGAAAUAAUUGACGGUGAUAAUUUUCACUGUCAACAUACAUUUUUAACUAAUAUAAUGAAACAGUUCGAAAGACAACGUAUUUUAGUUAUUAGUAUUAUUGGCCCACAAAAUAGUGGUAAAAGUACUUUGCUGAACUACAUGUUUGGAACACUGUUUGAUGUACGAGAAGGUCGUUGUACUCGUGGUAUCUAUGGAUCAUUGGUUAAAUCAAAUAUCAGUGGAAUUGAUUAUUUGCUUCUCAUUGACACUGAAGGGCUUUUAUCAAUUGAAAAAGCGGAUAAAGAAUAUGAUCGACGUUUAGUUCUGUUCUGUUUAGCUGUUUCACAUUUAGUGGUAGUCAAUAUGUUAGGGGACAUUAAUGAAGUGCUCAAAGAUAUGUUAACACUUUGUGCUGAUUCAUUAAAACAGUUGAAUGUAAAUAGGAUUCCACAGCCAAUAAUACAUUUUAUUCUCAAUCAAAAAGCUGAUCCAAAUAUGAAAAAUCAUAUUGAGGCAAUUAACAAAAUUAUUUCCGAUUUGAAAGAUAAAGAAUUAGGUGAAGUAAUUAAUAUUAGUACGGAAACAUUUCAUACAUUACCGUCAGCAUUCAAAAAGGAACGAAUAUCAAAUGAUUCAAAUAGUCCAUGUUUUCUUCGUACGGAACCAGAUUUUAUUGAACAGACGCAAAAAUUAGUUAGCAAAGUUACAAAUUCGGCCAAAUCUGUCUAUGAUCGUGCUGGUGAUUCCAACUUUAAUUUACCACAAUGGCUUGCAACUUCUGUCACCAUAUUUGAUACCCUUCAAAAAUUCCCAGAUCUAACAUAUUUCAAAGAUCUCAACGAAAGACGUCAAGAUAAUAAGAUACGUUUUCAGAUUGGUGAAAUGAUGUCACAGAAGUUAUCAGCAAUCAAGCGACAAGAAAUGAUAAAUCAAAGUUGUGAUAAAAAUGAGCAGGCUAUACGUAGCAUAUUUGAAGCCGAAUUUCAGUCACAUCAGGAUAUAUUUCUAGAGCGUUUGGAAAAUAUUUUUAUUUUAGAAAACGCUUCUGAUCGUAUAAGAAGUCGUAGUCGACAGUUUUUGGAACGGCAGAUUACAGAAACCAUGCGUGCCUGGAUCACAUCUACAAUUGAAGCAAAUGACCGAAAACAAAUGGAACUACUUGUUCGUGAUGGUGCAGUUGAUUUAAGAAAAUUGAUUGAUACAAUAAUAAACAGUGGACGAACAAUGACGAAAGAUGAAGCAAUAACUGAAUUUGAAGAAAUGUGGAAAAGAAAAUUAGCAUAUAUUAAAAAUAACUUCAAUCCAGAAGAACGAUUGAAACAAGCAAUUAAAUUUGUUUAUAGCAAUUAUAAUAUUUUCGAAAAGGAUAUGUUACCAUCGCAUGAUAACAUUAUAGGUUUUAUGUCCCACAUUAAACAAUGGAUAAAAGUAAAACCUAUGGAAGAGUUAGUUAACCAGCUGCAUCUGAUGUUUCUCGACACAGUUAAUACACAAAAACAGAAUGCAGUACUACGACUCACAACAAAACCUACGUCUCUCACAAUUCCCACAAUUCAAAAUUUUACGCAUCUUAGUAAACAAUUAUUAUUGGAUCAUCUUUAUGGCUCUCAAUUAGCAACUUCACACGAAGAUACUUCUGCCGCAAUUUCAACCGAUAAGCCUGAUAGUAAACAUGGAUUUCUACAGAAGGCAAUACAAUUUGUGGUAGGUGAAGGGAAAUCGAAAUCAAAAGAGACUAGAUCAACAGCUAUGCCACCGCCGAAGCCGUUAGCAGACCAGAUUAAGACCGAAUUUCGGGGUAAAAUCUUAUGGGAACUAUCAUAUCCGAUAAAUCCAUCAAAUAUCUUGAAUAUACCGAAAAUUUUUGAGAGCAUAAUGAAGAAAAUAGUAGAAAUUGUUACAGGAAGUAGUAAUGGUCAAAGUCAACAAGGGGAGAAUUCCGCCACAAACAGUGGAACUGGUCAACGUCCGAUUGAGAUUGACAUUAUACAAAUAAUCGUAGGCCUAAUUAAAGCAUUAAUACAUGAUUAUAAUCUUGAAUUAGUUAAUUUCGAUAUAUCGCUGUCAAGAAAUCUAAUAGAAGCAAUACAUUCACUUGUGUUGGUGUUUUUAACAAUUUUAUAUUAUGGUGAACAAGAACAUCAUUUCGAUCAACAACUUGAAACAUUAGAUAAACAGAAGCCGUCAUUGUUAAAUUACUUUAUUAGUAUGGUUGUACCGGAUGCCUCAUGUGACAAAGAAGGCGGUGAAAUAUUUGUUGAUCAAAUUCUCACCCGUAUUGAACGUGUAUUAACAGAUAAAGCACAUAUGAUUAUUGGAAAUCAUGUUCAGUCACAAAAAAAAUUAAAUAGAAAAGAAUUGCAAGUGAUAUGUGAUGGAAAAUUACAAUCGGCUAAUAUGCAUUGGAUGUUAAAAUAUAUUGAAGAGCCAACUGACUUCAUUGUUGAAGAAUUUCAACUACGCUGGAAUGAUGUUGAAAAAUUAAUCGAACAAGAAAUACAAACUGAAAAAAAUCAACAGAAGUUAAUAAUUUUGAAUUUCUUUCAGGUAAUUAAAACAAUGUCUGGUGCAUUGAUGGGCGAAGGCAGUGCGGCACAAUUUAUUGAUGAAUUAUUCACAUCAUCCGGUGGUACAGCGGCUGAAAAUUUAAAAAAUAAAGGUCAAUGUAUGGUAUUAUUAUUAUAUACAUAUUUAAAAAAUGAAUCAAUCCAAUCCAAUAAGUCAUUUACAGUAUUCGAUCAAACUUAUACUAUAACUAUGAAAGGUGUGAAUUAUUUUCAAAAAUUACCGAAACCUGAUACAGCAUUAACUAAGCUAACUGAUUUAAUGAGUAAAUCAACCUCCACAGUUGCCUACAUCACCACUACUACAACAACUACACAAAAUCAAAUGCCCGUGACAUCAAUUAAAAAUUUUGAAUCAUUUUUGAAAAGUAUAUUAGCAGUAGAAGAUAAAUUAGUUAAAAAAUAUGAUGAUAUAUCAACUUCGUUUAAACAUUAUGAUAAAGAUAAAUCUUAUAUGAAAUUGUUGGACAAAGCACGCGGAUGUACUGCAAAAUGUCCAUGCUGUCUACGUCCCUGUGAUGCUGAUCAUAGUUCAGAAAAAUUAAGCACUUCAGGUGAUGAUGAUAAUAAACACAGUUGCAGUACUGGUCACCAGCUACGUGCAUUCUCGGGUAUUAAAAUAGAAGUUUUAAAUGAAGCAAGUCUAUAUCAAUGUACUGAAAUUAAUAAUCAUGAUCAUAUAGUAGUCAAAGGUGUCAGAAAAACAUGGAAUGAAAUGAAAUUAGAUUAUAAACAAUGGGAUUUUGAUGUUACAAAUACCCUUGAAGAAUUGACAAGUUUAAAAAGUAAAUUCCUAUUUGUAUGGCAAAAAGUAGGCCAUAAAUUUUGUGAAAGAUUUGACAUGAAAUAUGUUACACAUAAUACACAACGACCUGAAGCUGAAUCCUAUCAUUAUAUAUUACUAUUAGAUAAUUCAGCUUCUAUGGCUGGUGAUAGAUGGAAAAAUUUAGUUGCCGGUGUUAAUGUAUUAAUUAAAGCCCGAAUGUUAAAUGGUACAAAUGAUCGUGUGACAAUUAUUACAUUUGAUCAUCGGGCUACAUUUUUUUGUGCUAAUCAAACAAUGAAAGAUAUUGAUAUAACAAAAAUUGUAUUUACGGGAGGUGCGACUAAUUUUAGUCCAGCAUUUCAGUUAGUAAUUGAUACAUUACAAAGUGCGGCCAGACAAAAUACUUCUGGUGCUGCUACUGACGCUGAUGCUGCUACUGACGCUGAUGCUGCUACUGACGCUGAUGCUGCUACAGCAACAACACCAAAUUUGAAGCAUAUUAUUGUAUUGAUGAGUGAUGGUGAAGCACCUUAUCCAAGUACUGAACUUAAUCGUUUAGUAAAAUUGAACGAACAAAUAAAAGAAUUUUGGACAGUAGCAUUAGGUGAAGUUGAAAUGCCACUGUUAGAACAAAUAACUACAAAAAUGGAUGGUUUUUAUAAACAAUUAAAAAAUUCUAAUGAAUUAAUUCAAGUUUAUGCAGAAAUUGCUCAAGGUUGA
Molecule: messenger RNA, 6771 nt
Organism: Didymodactylos carnosus
Lineage: Eukaryota; Metazoa; Rotifera; Eurotatoria; Philodinida; Philodinidae
Source: the annotation of a GenBank genome assembly